AAGUAUAGUAGAGACAGCUACACGGAACUUCACUAUAUUAUGCUCUAUCGCUCUCUAUUCCAUCAACAACCACAGCUAAAGUUUCAGAGAAAAAACUCAACAGCAGCAAUGAAAUCCGCAGCAAUUUCCAGCACAGAUUUCAGAAGUUUCUCGAAUCUUCCAUCAGGCCAAACUCCAAACUUAGCUCACCGGCGCGUAGCCGAGCGGCUCCUUUUACUGCCGAAGCCAGGCGCUUCACUCCCGAAAAAAGUAGGUAGCAGUAGUAAUGCCAGAAGUAAAACAUCUGUUUGCUACACAAUCUCCGCUAGUUAUGGAGAUAAGGAAUCGGAUUCAGUUAGUUCGAAUGAGUAUACUUCUCCAGCGAAAGCACUCCGGAAACUUCUAGAAUCGCCGGGAAUUCAUCAAGGCCCUGCUUGUUUUGAUGCUCUCAGUGCUAAGCUUGUUGAGAGAGCCGGCUUUGAUUUCUGCUUUACAACUGGUUUUGGAAUAUCUGCCACACGAUUAGGAGUGCCAGAUACAGGACUAAUUUCUUAUGGAGAGAUGGUGGCUCAAGGUCAAGAGAUCACACAAGCAGUGUCCAUACCAGUAAUUGGAGAUGGAGAUAAUGGAUAUGGUAACGCCAUGAAUGUCAAGAGAACUGUGAAAGGAUAUAUUAGAGCAGGUUUUGGAGGAAUAAUCCUCGAAGAUCAGGUUUCUCCCAAAGCAUGCGGUCAUACACGUGGCAGGAAGGUCGUCUCUAGAGAGGAAGCAAUAAUGAGAAUAAAAGCGGCUGUUGAUGCUCGAAAGGGAAGUGGAUCUGACAUUGUGAUUGUGGCACGUACUGAUUCUCGUCAAGCAGUCUCUUUUGAGGAAGCACUUUGGCGGGCACGUGCUCUUGCUGAUGCUGGAGCUGAUGUUCUGUUCAUUGAUGCUCUUGCUUCCGUAGAAGAGAUGAAAGCUUUCUGUGAUGUCUAUCCGCUGGUUCCGAAGAUGGCAAAUAUGCUUGAAGGUGGUGGUAAAACGCCAAUACUCACUCCUAUUGAACUUGAGGAACUUGGAUACAAAAUUGUGGCAUAUCCACUUUCCUUGAUGGGGGUAUCAAUAUGUGCAAUGCAGGAUGCACUGUCUGCCAUUAAAGGAGGUCGGAUACCUUCACCUGGAAGCAUGCCUUCAUUUGAAGAGCUAAAAGAAAUCCUAGGUUUCAAUACCUACUAUGAAGAAGAGAAGUGUUAUGCAACAACAAACAGCCAACUUCCUUCUCUGAAAGGUGAUUUCUCAUCAAGAAGCAACGAGUAUGGUGUUCAACCUGGCAUCCCAGCUGAUACAGAACAGAGGGGUCAAAUACCACAGAACCCUGUUGAGGUACUGAUUCCUGAGGUAUAUGACAAAUUUUNAGUAUCAGCAAAUAUAUUGGCGACAAACCGUGCUCCAACCAUUUUNAAAAUUACUGGAAGAGAUGGAUCCGAAAAGCUAGAUAUCAGAAUUCCUGCUGGAUUUUUGGAAGGAAUCACAAACAUAGUUCCAGCAUUGGUAGGUGUAAACAUCAAGGCUCUGUUGGAUGAUGCAACUUUAGAAGAGGGAGGGAAACAGUUGUUGGAUUUUCAGGAUACAAUGGGGGACAGAAUUCAGCUUGUACGAGCUCCCAUAUAUUUGUUUCACCUAAAAGAAGUGAAAGGUCAAAGGAGGAAAGGUGGUGUCGUAUCAGUGACGAAGCUGAAUCCUAUAUCUCAAGUGUCUUGAUUUGUUGACUCAAUGUGAUCAAAGACUGAUGUAUGGUAACAAACAAAUACGUUGGGUGUAGAUACAUAACAAUUGUACGACUAUUUUACUCACCUUGUCACAUCCCAUGAUUGGAAGAGAAAUGAACGAAUUUUUCUUCGUUAUUC
This is a messenger RNA of Nicotiana tabacum (common tobacco), 1865 nucleotides long. Lineage: Eukaryota; Viridiplantae; Streptophyta; Magnoliopsida; Solanales; Solanaceae. The record is from RefSeq and is a predicted model, not a curated record.